CAUUGCAACAGACAUUGGAAAAUUUUUUACCUUUUCCAUGAAUUGCCAGUUGAAAAAUCAGCUGCUUUCCAAGCUAAAAACACUUCCAUUCUGUCAUAUUCAAUCUAUUUUCAAUCAAAAUUCUCUACGACAGUUUCGAACGAAGCCUAACCAUUCUUAUCCUGGUACAGGAGGCAAUGGAGAGAAAGAUUUGGGAGGAAAUUUGUAUCUAGACAAAAGCAGAGGCCAACAUCUCCUCACUAAUCCACGUGUUCUUGAUACAAUUGUUCGUAAAUCUUCGAUAAUUUCAACUGAUACUGUUCUAGAGAUUGGACCCGGCACCGGUAAUCUCACUCUUAGGCUUCUCGAGGUCGCUAAAAAGGUUUUUGCUGUUGAAGUUGAUAAACGAAUGGUAGAGAUUCUUCAUAAACGGGUUUCUGAAUUGGGGUUUAAAGAUAAGCUGGAGAUUAUAUGUGAGGAUGCAUUGAAGGCACAAUUUCCUCAGUUCGAUCUUGUUGUGGCAAACAUUCCGUAUGGAAUAUCGUCCCCUCUUGUGACUAAAUUGGUGUAUGGAGCAAACCCUUUUCGAAGUCUUACACUUUUACUUCAGAAAGAGUUUGCUCGGCGAUUAUUGGCUAAUCCUGGUGAUUCAGAGUAUAACAGAUUGGCCGUGAACGUGAAGUUGGUAGCUGAAGUGGAGUUUGUUAUGGAUGUAAGCAAGAGGGAUUUUCUUCCAUGUCCAAAAGUUGAUUCCUCGGUAGUCAUUAUCCGUCCUAAAGCACAAAUCCCACAUGUAAACCUUGACGAAUGGCGGGCAUUCACAAGAACUUGCUUUACCAAUAAAAAUAAAACCUUGGCAGCAAUGUUUAAGCAGAAGAAAAAGAUUAUUGAGCUAUUUAGAUUAUCUAAAAUGAAGGACUCCCCUAAUAAAUAUGGGGUCACUAAUAGCAACUGUGAAUUUGUUGACGAUGAUGAAGGAGAGGAGAGCGACAAAGAAGGCUUUGAUCCAUGUUCUGACUCAGAAAUGGAGUUGAGCUCGUACAAGAAGAAGAUCAUCGAAGUUCUAAAAGCUCAUGGUUUUGAAGCUAAGAGACCUUCAAAACUGUCUAAUGAGGAGUUACUAAACUUGCUUGCUUUGCUCAAUCGAGCUGGAGUCUAUUUUCAUGGCUGAACAAGAUGAAGCAAUGCUGAAAGUGGAGCAUUUGCUGAUGCUUGGAGCUCAUCUCAGUAAGGACCAUAUGCUUGGUUUAAGCAUGUACCAGGUCAAUCUACUAUUGAAGGGACUGUCAAGAGAAGAAAUGAGAAGAGGUGCAUAAAGCAGCACGAUGCCUUCAGAAAGUGGUUUGAUGAACUACAUUGCAUAUUGAAUUUUGUUUAAGGAAGAAUACUGUGAAGUUGGAUCACUGGGAAUAUGAUGUACUAAAAAAUGUAUGAAUGUGAUCUUAUAUCGCCUGUGAGGAUUGAAUGGACAAGUGAGAACAUGCGCAGAGAUUUUAUGUUAUUUCUUUAAAUGAUUUUGAUUGUCGAAUCCCUAGGGUGCAUCAAUUUGUCCACAAGAUUUUGAAGAUGAAACAAUUUCACUGCUCCCUGAAGUUCUUGUAUUGCUAGUGGGUAUACUAGCAAAAAUUGACACACCUGAAGUUCUUGUACUGCUCCCUGUAAUUUGUGCCGGUACUUAGAUUAGGCACACCUGCAAAAACACUAGACAUGCACAGAUACACCAGACACACUGAGUAACAAUUGAACCAGCCUCAACUUUAGCUGCACCAGUCACUAGUUUUGCUGCUUGCCCUGGCUUGGAACUUUAUCUGUUGUGACAUUUGAAGGUGGCCUUGAAGCUUGUCAAUUUGACUUUUGGGCAGUUGACCUUGGUGUCACACUGCAAAUUCCAGUUCCAGCAACUCUUGAUGGUCUAAAUGGAUUAGAAUUUUCCUGUAUCAACUCCAAGAUAUGAAUUGAAUGACUCACAAAUGUUUUGUGAAGCAUCUGAUUUUGGUAUGUGGUGAGAAAUUUGCCCCUUGUCAAGAAUUAGGAUUGUGAUCAAUUAACCAUUUUUGAGCCCUCUCAUCAAAUUCCAUCAGCUUUCCCAUAUGAUACUUUAAUGGUUUUUCAGUUCCUCUUCCA
Messenger RNA from Jatropha curcas, 2103 nucleotides. It is a transcript of the gene DIM1B, whose product is annotated as Ribosomal RNA adenine dimethylase family protein. Gene Ontology annotation, cellular component: mitochondrion. The record is from RefSeq and is a predicted model, not a curated record. NCBI's taxonomy places the organism in Eukaryota, Viridiplantae, Streptophyta, Magnoliopsida, Malpighiales, Euphorbiaceae. Gene Ontology annotation, molecular function: rRNA (adenine-N6,N6-)-dimethyltransferase activity. Gene Ontology annotation, biological process: rRNA methylation.